Molecule: messenger RNA, 1782 nt
Organism: Naumovozyma dairenensis CBS 421
Lineage: Eukaryota; Fungi; Ascomycota; Saccharomycetes; Saccharomycetales; Saccharomycetaceae
Product: nucleobase cation symporter-1 family protein
Exons: 1
Coding region: 1-1782 (593 amino acids)
Biological process (GO): transmembrane transport; nucleobase transport
Cellular component (GO): plasma membrane
Molecular function (GO): nucleobase transmembrane transporter activity
Source: RefSeq, a predicted model, not a curated record
AUGACUACGCUAACGAAAAGAAUACUCAAAGUACUAGAAGUACCAGUAGGAGAUAGAGAAACGAUCAGUUUCUUGAAAAACCCUGAUCUACAGCCUAUAAAACUUAAAAAUCAAACCUGGGGAUUUUGGUCAAAUUUCUCAUAUUGGUCAGUAGUUUCCUUCUCUGUGGUUUCAUGGAUUAGUGCAUCUUCCGCCCUUUCUGUUGGGUUAAGUUACGGUGAAACCAUUGGAACUUUCAUCAUCGGUGAUGUAGUCGCUAUCAUAUUCACAUUGGCUAAUUCAUACCCUGGGCUCGAUUGGAAAGUCGGAUACACCAUCAAUCAAAGAUUCGUGUUUGGUAUAUAUGGUUCAUGGUUCGGUAUCUUAAUUAGAGUACUUAUGAGUAUUGUCAAUUAUGGGUCCAACGCAUGGCUAGGUGGAUUAUGUAUCAACAUGAUUUUGGAUUCAUGGUCUCAUCAUUAUUUGCAUUUACCAAACACACUAUCAAAACAUGUAGCAAUGACAACGAAGGAAUUGAUCGGAUUCAUAUUAUUCCAUGUAAUAACCGCAUUUUGUUACUUAAUGAGACCUUAUCACAUGAACUAUAUCCUGAUUAUAUCAUGUACGGCUACUUGUUUUUCUAUGUUAGGAAUGGUAAUUUAUUUAACUCAUCAGGCAGGAGGUGUAGGUGAUUAUUUCACUGCAAAAGGUACUGCGACAGGUUCAACAAAGGCUUGGGCUUGGGUUUAUAUGAUUUCUUAUUGGUUUGGUGCAGUUAGUCCUGCUGCGUGUAAUCAAUCUGAUUAUUCAAGAUUUGGUUCCUCACAAACAGCAAUUUGGUUAGGUACCAUAUUGGCACUUUUAAUUCCAACAACAAUCGUACCUGUCUUUGGUGUUAUUGGUGCGUCAGCUGGGAUGAAGUUAUAUAAUAUAGAAAUGUGGCAGCCAAUGGAUUUCUUCACAUAUUGGCUAAAGGGUAAUUAUAGUUCAGGUGCUAGGGCUGCAAGUUUCUUUUGUGGUGUAUCAUUUUCCAUGUCACAAAUGGCAUACACUAUAUCAAAUGCAGGUUUCGCAAGUGGAAUGGAUUUAGCUGGGUUAUUACCUAAAUAUUUGAAUAUUAAAAGAGGUGCUAUAUUAACUGCAAUGGUCUCUGUGGCGGUACAGCCUUGGAAUUUUUAUAAUUCUUCCUCUGUCUUCUUAACUGUAAUGAGUUCAUUUGGUGUUGUGAUGACUCCAAUCAUUGCCGUCAUGAUUUGUGAUAAUUUCUUGAUAAGGAAAAGAAAUUAUUCUGUAUCUGAAGCUUUUGUCUUAAAGGGUGAAUAUUAUUUUAAUAAGGGGGCCAAUUGGAGAGCUAUGGUUGCAUGGGUUUGUGGUAUGGCUCCAGGAUUACCUGGAAUUGCAUGGCAAGUUAAUAAUAAUUACUUUCAUAAUAAAGGUAUUGUAAAUUUUUAUUAUGGUGAUUCAUUCUUCAGUUUUGCUAUAUCAUUCUUUUUAUAUUGGUUUCUGUGUAUCGUUGUGCCUGUAAAAGUUAACAUACUACAUGAUGAUAAAGAUUAUUAUGGUGCAUUUACUGAUGAAGUGGCAAGAUCGAAAGGGUUAAUACCAUUUAGUGAAAUAUCCGAAGAAGAGUUGAAUAUUCAUCAAUCAGGUGAAGAAGCCAUGGAUGAAGUUAAAUUAACUAUAACGACAGGAACUGAAGAUGAAAAAAUAACGAAAAAAACAGUUAAUGCAGAUUCAAUAUCUAUUUCAACGACCACUGAGCAUAGUAGUCGUUGUAAGAGCAGCACCGAUAUACCGAAUUGA